Dipodomys ordii (Ord's kangaroo rat) is the source of this 1290-nucleotide messenger RNA. RefSeq names its product oviductal glycoprotein 1, 120kDa (gene Ovgp1). Gene Ontology annotation, molecular function: chitin binding; chitinase activity. Lineage: Eukaryota; Metazoa; Chordata; Mammalia; Rodentia; Heteromyidae. The transcript is spliced from 12 exons. Bases 1 to 1290 code for a protein of 429 amino acids. Gene Ontology annotation, cellular component: extracellular region. Gene Ontology annotation, biological process: chitin catabolic process; carbohydrate metabolic process. The record is from RefSeq and is a predicted model, not a curated record.
AUGGGGAAGCUGUUUCUUUGGGUUGGGCUGGUUCUUCUGCUGAAUCACCACAAUGGUGCUGCCUACAAACUGGUGUGUUAUUUCACCAACUGGGCACAUAGUCGACCAGGGCCUGCCUCCUUCUUGCCCCAUGAUCUAGAUCCCUUUCUCUGCACCCAUCUGAUUUUUGCCUUUGCUUCAAUGGACAACAACCGAAUUGUUGCCAGUAAUCUCCAGGAUGAGACGAUUCUCUACCCAGAGUUCAACCAACUGAAGGGGAGGAACACGGAGCUGAAAACACUGCUGUCUGUUGGAGGGUGGAACUUUGGCACAUCAAGGUUCACUGUGAUGUUAUCUACCCCAGCCAAUCGUGGCAAGUUUAUUGCUUCAGUUAUAUCCCUCCUGAGGACACAUGACUUUGAUGGUCUUGACCUUUUCUUCUUGUACCCUGGACUACGAGGCAGCCCCAUGCAUGACCGGUGGACUUUUCUCUCCUUAAUAGAGGAGCUGCUGUUUGCCUUCAAGAAUGAAUCACAAGUCACCAAGCGCCCAAGGCUGCUGCUCUCUGCUGCUGUCUCUGGUGUCCCACACAUUGUCCAAACAUCCUAUGAUGUGUAUCGUAUGGGACAACUCCUAGAUUUCAUCAAUGUCUUGUCUUAUGACUUACAUGGAAGCUGGGAAAAGUUCACUGGACACAAUAGCCCCCUAUUCUCUUUUCCUGGGGAUCCCAAGUCUUCGGCCUAUGCCAUGAAAUACUGGCGAAAGCUUAGUGCACCCGCAGAGAAGCUCAUCAUGGGGCUCCCCACCUAUGGACGUACCUUUCACCUCCUCAGAGCUUCUCAGAAUGGGUUGCAUGCUGCAGCUGUGGGACCAGGGGCUUCAGGGAAGUAUACCAAGCAAGCUGGGUUUCUGGCUUAUUAUGAGGUUUGCUCCUUUCUUCAGAAUGCAAAGAAGUACUGGAUUGACUAUCAGUAUGUUCCGUAUGCCUGCCAAGGGAAGGAGUGGGUUGGCUAUGAUAAUGCCACCAGCUUCAGUUAUAAGGGAAAGUUCAUAAUGAGAGAGCAUUUUGGGGGGGCCAUGGUGUGGACAUUGGACAUGGAUGAUGUCAGGGGCGCUUUCUGUGGCACUGGCCCUUUCCCCCUGGUUCACACAUUGAAGGACCUUCUGGUAAAGGCUGACUUAACACCUUUCACAAUUACUAAUAGGCCUAAGUGCUCACUAGAGGACCUUCCCACUAAAAGGUAUGAGACCUUGCUCCUCUCCCUUGGCCCCACCCUGGCAGACAAGAGGGCCACAUUAAUGAAGAAGUAG